UUCUCUCCGUGAGAAUGGCGCAGAUUUUACCGAUCCGCUUCCAGGAGCAUCUGCAGCUGCAGACGCUGGGAGUGAGUCCGGCUAGCAUCAGCUUCAGCUGCCUGACCAUGGAGUCGGACCGCUUCAUCUGCAUCCGAGAGAAGGUGGACGAGCAGAACCAGGUGCUGAUCGUGGACCUGAGCGACCCGAGCAGCCCGAUCCGCCGGCCGAUCACGGCAGACAGCGCCAUCAUGAACCCGGCCAGCAAAGUCAUCGCUCUGAAAGAUGAUGCGGCGCGGACGCUGCAGAUCUUUAACAUGGAGAUGAAGAGUAAAGUCAAGGCUCACACCAUGACGGACGAAGUGCUGUUCUGGAGGUGGAUCUCGGUUAACACCAUCGCCCUGGUUACGGACACGGCCGUCUAUCAUUGGAGCAUGGAGGGAGACUCUCAGCCAAUCAAUGUGUUCGAUCGUCACGCCAGCCUCGCGGGAUGCCAGAUCAUCAACUACAGAACGGACGAGCAGCAGAAGUGGCUCCUGCUCAUCGGGAUAUCAGCGCAGCAGAAUCGGGUCGUCGGUGCCAUGCAGUUGUUCUCUGUGGACCGGAAGGUUUCUCAGCCCAUCGAGGGUCACUCGGCUGCGUUUGGACAUUAUAAACUGGAGGGAAACCCAAACGCUUCCACGCUCUUCUGCUUCGGCGUCAGAGGGCAGGCUGGAGGAAAGCUGCACAUCAUCGAGGUCGGUCAGCCUCAGACCGGUAACCAGCCGUUCACUAAGAAAGCAGUGGACGUGUUUUUCCCUCCUGAAGCACAGGCGGACUUUCCUGUGGCCAUGCAGAUCGGCACUAAGCACGGCGUCAUCUACCUCAUCACUAAAUACGGUUACUUUCACAUGUAUGAUCUGGAGUCGGGCGUGUGUAUUUACAUGAACCGCAUCAGUGCUGAAACCAUAUUCGUCACGGCCGCUCACGAGAGCACAUCUGGGGUCAUCGGGGUCAAUAAGAAGGGGCAGGUGCUGUCGGUGUGUGUGGAGGAGGAGAACGUAGUAAAUUACGUGACUAACGUGCUGCAGAAUCCCGAGCUGGCGUUGCGUUUGGCGUUACGCAGCGAUCUUCCCGGAGCCGAGGAGCUCCUGACACACAAGUUCAACACGCUCUUCUCUCAGGGCAGCUACACCGAAGCGGCUAAAGUCGCUGCGUCGGCUCCUCAGGGUGUGUUGCGAACGGCAGAGACGGUUCGGCGGUUCCAGGCCGUCCCGGCGCAGGGGGGCCAGCCGUCUCCGCUGCUGCAGUAUUUCGGGGUUCUGCUGGACCGCGGGCAGCUCAAUAAGCUGGAGUCGCUGGAGCUCUGCAGGCCGGUGCUGCAGCAGGGACGAACACAGCUGCUGGAGAAAUGGCUCAAGGGAGAGAAGCUGGAGUGCUCGGAGGAGUUGGGUGAUCUGGUGAAGGCGGCUGACGUCACUCUGGCCCUCAGCGUUUACCUGCGAGCGAAUGUUCCUGCUAAAGUCAUCCAGUGCUUUGCUGAGACGGCUCAGUUCCAGAAGAUAGUGCUCUAUGCUAAGAAGAUGGGAUAUUCUCCAGACUGGGUGAUGCUGUUGAGGAGUGUGAUGAGAUCCGGUCCUGAUCAGGGCCUUCAGUUCGCUCAGAUGCUGGUUCAGGAUGAAGAGCCGCUCAUCAACAUCAGCCAGGUGGUGGAUGUCUUCAUGGAGGGGAAUCUAGUGCAGCAGUGUACUUCAUUCCUAUUGGACGCUCUGAAGAACAACAGGCCGGAGGAGGGGCCUCUGCAGACACGCCUCCUGGAGAUGAACCUCAUUCACGCCCCUCAGGUCGCAGACGCGAUCCUGGGGAAUCAGAUGUUCACUCACUACGAGCGUGCUCACAUCGCUCAGCUGUGUGAGAAAGCCGGUUUACUGCAGAGAGCUCUGGAGCAUUACAGUGACCCUGACGACAUCAAACGGGCCGUCGUACACACACACCUGCUCAACCCCGAGUGGCUGGUGAAUUUCUUUGGCUCUCUGUCUGUCGGCGACUCCGUCGAGUGUCUGAGGGCCAUGUUGGCUGCAAACCUGCGUCAGAACCUGCAGCUGAGCGUUCAGAUCGCCACCAAGUACCACGAGCAGCUGGGAACACAGACGCUGGUGGAGCUUUUCGAGUCGUUCAAGAGCUACGAGGGUCUGUUUUAUUUUCUGGGCUCUAUCGUGAACUUCAGUCAGGACCCCGAUGUGCACUUCAAGUACAUUCAGGCGGCGUGUAAGACGGGGCAGAUCAAAGAGGUGGAGCGCAUCUGUCGAGAGAGCAGCUGCUACAACGCCGAGCGCGUCAAGAACUUCCUCAAGGAAGCCAAACUCACAGAUCAGCUUCCUCUCAUCAUCGUGUGCGACCGCUUCGAUUUCGUCCACGAUCUCGUGCUCUACCUGUACCGCAACAGCCUGCAGAAAUACAUCGAGAUCUACGUACAGAAGGUCAAUCCCAGCCGGCUGCCGGUGGUGGUCGGGGGUCUGCUGGAUGUCGACUGCUCCGAGGACACCAUCAAGAGUCUGAUCCUCGCCGUACGAGGAGAUUUCAGCACUGACCAGCUGGUGGAGGAAGUGGAGAAAAGAAACCGACUGAAGCUGCUCUUGUCUUGGCUGGAAUCUCGUGUUCAGGAGGGCUGUGAAGAACCUGCUACCCACAAUGCAUUGGCAAAGAUCUACAUAGACAGUAACAACAGUCCUGAGUGCUUCCUCCGAGAAAACCUGCACUACGACAGCGCGACCGUGGGCCGAUACUGCGAGAAGAGAGACCCUCACCUCGCCUUUGUGGCCUAUGAGAGAGGACAGUGUGACCUGGAGCUCAUACAGGUGUGCAAUGAAAACUCCCUGUUUAAAAGUGAGUCGCGGUAUCUGGUGCGGCGGAAAGAUCCAGAUCUUUGGGCUCAAGUUCUGCAGGAGACGAACCCGUACAGACGGCCGCUGAUAGAUCAGGUGGUUCAGACGGCUCUGCCGGAGACGCAGGAUCCAGAGGAAGUGUCUGUGACGGUGAAGGCGUUUAUGACGGCCGAUCUGCCUAAUGAACUCAUUGAACUUCUGGAGAAGAUCGUUCUGGAGAACUCCAUAUUCAGUGAACACAGGAACCUGCAGAACCUGCUGAUCCUGACAGCCAUCAAAGCGGACCGGACGCGGGUCAUGGAGUACAUCAACCGGCUGGACAAUUACGACGCUCCUGACAUCGCCAACAUCGCCAUCAGCAGCGAGCUGUACGAAGAGGCCUUCUCCAUCUUCAAGAAGUUCGACGUCAACACCUCAGCGAUUCAGGUUCUGAUCGAGCACAUGGGCAAUCUGGACCGGGCGUACGAGUUUGCGGAGCGCUGUGCCGAGGGCUCGGUCUGGAGUCGGCUGGCUCAGGCUCAGCUUCAGUCCGGUCUGAUCAAAGAGGCCAUCGACUCCUACAUCAAAGCUGGAGAGCCGUCGGCGUACAUGGAGGUGGUGGAUGCUGCCAGUAGAAACGGGAACUGGGAGGAUCUGGUGAAGUUUCUUCAAAUGGCGAGGAAGAAAGCCAGAGAGUCGUUUGUGGAGACGGAGCUCAUCUUUGCUCUGGCUAAAACAAAUCGUCUGUCUGAGCUGGAGGACUUUAUCAACGGCCCCAACAAUGCUCACAUACAGCAAGUUGGCGAGAGAUGUUAUGAAGAGGGUAUGUUUGAAGCCGCCCGGCUGCUGUUUAAUAACGUGUCUAAUUUCGCUCGUCUGGCGUCCACACUCGUUCACCUCGGCGAGUUUCAGGCGGCCGUUGACAGCGCACGAAAGGCCAGCUGCACACGCACAUGGAAAGAGGUGUGUUUUGCGUGUGUGGACGGAGAGGAGUUCAGGUUAGCGCAGAUCUCCGGCCUUCACAUCGUCACUCAUGCUGAUGAACUGGAGGAGCUCAUUAACUACUAUCAGGACCGUGGGUAUUUCGAGGAGCUGAUGGUGCUGCUGGAGGCGGCGUUGGGGCUGGAGCGCGCUCACAUGGGCAUGUUCACCGAGCUGGCCAUCCUCUACUCCAAAUACAAACCCCAGAGGAUGAGGGAACAUCUGGAGCUCUUCUGGUCUCGGGUCAACAUCCCUAAGGUGUUACGAGCGGCUGAACAGGCCCAUCUGUGGGCGGAGCUUGUGUUCCUGUAUGAUAAAUAUGAGGAGUAUGACAACGCCAUCCUGACGAUGAUAACACACCCCACCGACGCCUGGAGAGACGCUUCCUUCAAAGAGCUCAUCAGCAAGGUGGCAAAUGUGGAGCUGUAUUAUAAAUCCCUGUAGUUUUACUUGGA
Messenger RNA from Sinocyclocheilus rhinocerous, 4258 nucleotides. RefSeq names its product clathrin heavy chain 1-like. The record is from RefSeq and is a predicted model, not a curated record. Gene Ontology annotation, cellular component: clathrin-coated endocytic vesicle; extracellular exosome; clathrin complex. Gene Ontology annotation, biological process: intracellular protein transport; receptor-mediated endocytosis. Gene Ontology annotation, molecular function: structural molecule activity; clathrin light chain binding. Bases 15 to 4247 code for a protein of 1410 amino acids. Lineage: Eukaryota; Metazoa; Chordata; Actinopteri; Cypriniformes; Cyprinidae. The transcript is spliced from 30 exons.